Molecule: messenger RNA, 6027 nt
Organism: Hypoxylon trugodes
Lineage: Eukaryota; Fungi; Ascomycota; Sordariomycetes; Xylariales; Hypoxylaceae
Exons: 1
Coding region: 434-5290 (1618 amino acids)
Biological process (GO): transcription initiation at RNA polymerase II promoter
Cellular component (GO): transcription factor TFIID complex
Molecular function (GO): transcription cis-regulatory region binding; chromatin binding; RNA polymerase II general transcription initiation factor activity
Source: RefSeq, a predicted model, not a curated record
CAUUUCUACAGCUCAACUGUGAGACGGCGCGCAAAGCUGUCGUCGUUGAUCGUCACUUAAUACAUAUUUCGAUAAAUAAUUCCCGUCUCCAUAGUUUUUGGUUCUUUGCUCUCUCAAUAGAGCUAGGGACCUCUCUUUUUCCAUAAUAAUAAUCCGCCAGUCUUAUUUCUACGCGUAUUGGCGUUGCGUAUUCGUUGGUUGCGCGCUCUUUCACCCGCGUGCGAGGCUAUCUUUUAUUCCACUACCAUUAUUUUCCACCGCAAAUCUUCCGACGCCUUUCAACAUCCUUCUACCGCCGAGUCACCUUGCGCAGGUUGUUUUCUACCCAAGACCAUACUUCGCGCACCACCUUCGCAUAAAGAUAUAUUGUUUACGCACGGUUCACCGAUGAUUACGACCACUUGAAAGCACAGCGGCUUCGCAGACGCCCAAGAUGCCGGGCACCGUAGAGCCAGAGGUCGCCAUUGUUGACGAACCUCCUGCGCUCGAGGACCCCAUUGACGAUACCCCUCCUCGUCCCUACGUUGUAUUUAAUCAGAACGUCGAUAUCGAAAUCGAUUUCGCCCAGAAGCGCGUUCACGGUCGGUCCGAUAUCUUAAUUGUGCCCACUGCCGAUGUCUCCGAGGUCUACAUCGAUGCCCGUCAAUGCGAAAUUGACGUGGCACAAAUCACCGUUAGUAACUGCGAAGUCCAGGCGACUUACCAAGAUCCUUGCGAAUGGAUACAAACUCCUAAACACUACGAAUGGUCGGCACCUCAAUGGGGGAUUAGGAAACACCGCAUGGAGCCGUUGCUGCACCAUCGACGUAAGGAAGUCUCGGCGCUGGAUCACGAUCUCAAAUGCUGUACGCCACUUAACGGAUCGAUAAAGGUCAAGCUUCCUAGCAAAGACGAAGUACUACAAAAGAAUCGGAAUUCCCAAAAAUCUGAUCAACAAGAUAUUCUUUUACAUCCCGACGGCACCAUAGGUGGCUACAGAAUCCGCAUACCUUUCAAGCUUAGGAACGUCAACGAUGGCUUCCAGUUUGUUGGCGUUGACGAAGCCGAUACUAGAUACCCUCAUGUCUACACACGCCAUUCUAUCGAGCCUGGAACGGCAUCCGCUAUCUUUCCGUGUAUCGACGAUCCCGGUUCUCGAAAUUCUUGGCGAAUUUCUAUCACUCUCCCCCGAACUCUCGGUGAUGUCUUCCGUCAACCGACCCCCGCGCAGCAGCAGCAAUCUAAGGGCUCCAAUGGUGUUAAUGGAAUCCAUAAGAGGAAACAUAACGACGAGGAGCUUAGGCCAAAAGAUGUACCGCUCGCGGAAGAAGAUAAAAUGUUGGAUAUGACAGUAGUAUGCUCAGGAAAUCUCACGGGCGAAGUGAUCCACAAAGAAGACGAGACGAAAAAGACGAUGACAUUCGAGGUUGAUCGUAAUAAGGCCGCUAAGCAUAUUGGGUUCGCCGUGGGUCCUUUCGAACAUGUCGACCUCUGGUCAGAAUUUCGCACUGAGGAAGAUGAUAUGAAACUCGGUGUAUUCGCGGUUAAAGUACACGGGUAUUGUCUGCCAGGUCGCGCCGACGAAGUCCGAAACACCUGCUGCACUCUCGCUACAGCGAUAGACCAUUUCUGCCUGACCUUUGGCCGCUAUCCCUUUGAGAGCUACAAGGUUUGCUUCAUUGACGACAUGGUUGAGGAUACCGUACCACUAUGCGCGUUCUCUCUCUGCAGCAAUAGACUUCUCCAUCCCGAAGAAAUUGUCGACACCGAAAUCGAAAUCAUGCGAACCCUCAUAUACUCACUAGCGAGUCAGUGGUUCGGAGUCAACAUAGUCCCCAACACGAAGGGAGAUAUUUGGCUUGUCGUCGGGAUCGCAUGGUUCCUCACCGACCAUUUCAUGAAGGCAUUAUGCGGCAACAACGAGUACCGAUUCCGAAUGAAAGAAAUGGCAGAUAAAAUCGUCCAGCUUGAUGCAAAGCGUCCAUCCUUGCAAGAUCUUGGCGAACAUCUUCACUUAGGCAGCUUUGAAGUCGAAUACAUGAAUCUCAAGGCGCCGGUGGUGUUAUUCAUCCUCGAUCGCCGGCUAUCUAAAUCCUCUAGCUCUACCGGAAUUUCCAAAAUCAUAUCCCGAAUGGUUAGCAAAGCCAAUACCUCUGGCCAAGCUGCUGAUGAGGUCCUUGGAUCGGACGCUUUCCGUCGGGCUUGUGAAAAGGCUGGAGGAACAAAGUUAGAGCCCUUCUGGAACCAGUGGGUGACUGCAUCGGGAUGUCCAUAUUUUGACGUCCAUCAACGUUUCAAUCGGAAACGCUUGUGUGUGGAAAUGACGAUUCGUCAGGUCCAAGAUAACGUCGAUCGGACUAGGCCUCUCGACAAAUACGAAUUUUGGAGAGACGUGCUGGAAGAAAACCACGCAGUCUACGCUAGCGAGUUACAACAAGCAUUUACGGGACCGAUGACGAUCCGAAUUCACGAGGCUGAUGGCACACCUUACGAGCAUAUAGUAGAGAUUCGUGAGGAGAAUGCGCAUCAUGUCAAAUUUGAAAUACCCUAUAACACGAAGUAUAAGCGACUUAAGAAGACUCGCCGCAAUCGUGAGAGGGCACUAGCAAGAGGUGAUACCGACAAUCACAGGCUUCUCUACUUUUUGGGAGAUGUCAUGCAGCAGCCCGAAGAGAUCGAAGAAUGGGAUUUCCGAGAUUGGGAUGAAGAGACUGAAAAGGCUAUGGACCUAGAGUCAUUCGAAUGGGUUCGCAUGGAUGCCGACUUUGAGUGGAUCUGCGAUAUGCAGACGAAUCUUCCAGCAUAUAUGUACGCGUCGCAACUACAGCAAGAUAGGGAUGUGGUUGCGCAGCAAGAUACAAUGCUGUUCCUCCGACGAAAUUUCGUCAAGUCAGGCCCUCACCCUCUCGUUUCGACUAUACUCACCCGUACCGUGUUGGAUACAAAUUACUAUUAUGGUAUUCGCCUCUUGGCUGCCGACGAACUUCCUAACCAUGCGGUGAAAGACCCAGUGGAAUGGAUCGGACUCCGACACUUACUCAAGAUAUUCAAAUACUUCUUCUGUCAACCGGGGACUUACUCACCCCUCCCGAAUGACUUCUCGGAUAAGCGUCAAUAUUUUCUUCAGCGCAGUAUCCCAAUGGCUGUAGCUCGCGUCCGUGGUGAAGACGGCAGAUGUCCCAAGGAGGGGCGCGUGUUCAUUCUUGAGCAACUGCAGAGCAAUGACAACACAGAUAACAUAUACUCGGACCAACCUUAUAUUUGCGAGUUGAUCAAAGCUCUAGCUUUAUCCCAAAUCCCGGACGAAAAGAAAGUCAAGCAGCAAAAGUCCAUCUCUUUUAACUUUGGGGACGCUGACGAAGACGAAGUGAUGGCCGAAGCCGUCGACAUGGAACCCGAGGAGUUUCGCGAUAUGGCAAUUGAGGAGAUCGAGCGAUACCGUAGAAUGGAUGAGUACUCUCCUUCAUUCCAGAACUGCUUCACCAUAGCAGCACUUGAUGCCUUCUGCCGUCUCAUGAAGGCUAAAGUUAUACCGAAUGAUCCCAUUAUGUUCAUUCAAUACCUACAAGAUAGGACUUACGAUCUUGUCCGUAUAAAGGCUUGCGAGUGCUUGGUAGAACUAGGAAUGCUAACAAACCCGAAAUUCCUACGUUUUUACUUCAUUCUAGCCAGUACGGACUCUUCACCAUUUGUCCGAGACAAACUAUUUAAAGCGCUAUGUCGUGGCUUUGCCAGCAUGGCCAUCGGAGAGGACGAAGAACCAGAGAAACAGGCACCAGCAGAGUCAAAUGGUGACGAACUUAUCGUUGAAAAGGAUGACACGGUUCUCGAGGAGAGGAAGAAGGCAAAAGCGCGCAAAAACAGCCUCCCUGCAGCCCUCGCGGCGCUAAAAGAGAAGACUACAGAUGACGAAGAUUUGCACGAGGCUCUUUGGAGCGCUAUGAACUCGCCCGUCUUGACUGUGUCCGAGCGGAUCAAUGUCCUCGAACUUUGCUCAAUUCUAGUCGACGAAGACCAUUCACUAAUAGUGAACUUUAAAUAUCCCACGUACUGGACCGUCGAGCGUGGUGAGAAGGGUCGACAUAAAUGUCUUAUAACAUUCAAACGACACUACAGGACGAAACCACGCAAGCCUUAUGCUGUACAACCACCACCACUGCCGGUUAAACAGGAGCCUACACGAAAGAUUACUCUAAAUCUAAACCGCAAUAUGAGCACCAGCUCGAAGGCCGCAACACCUUUAGCCACUCAAGCUCCUCCAUUACCGAUUGUCGUUCCUACACAACCAAAGACCACAGAGACUAACAAUACACCUAAGCCAACACCUAAAACGACUCUGCCAUCCCUGAAACAGAUGUCUGCACCAAAGGAGAAAGCCAAGGAGAAACCAAAGGAGAAGCCACCGAAAGAAAGAUCAGCUCUUCCUUCUAUCAAACUUCCAGUCCCACAGGAGGUUAAAGAAAAGCCCAUCCUAAAGCAGGCGAAACAGUCAGCCGCCACCAAUUCGACGUCCCGAGCAGGUACGCCCUCAGCUUCUCAAGAAAAGCCCAAGGUUCCUAAAGCAGCUACACCUCAGAGAGAUAGCAUCGCUGUGCAGCCGCUUGUGAGACCUACUAUUGAACUUCAGCAGCAACCCGAAUCUAAGGCAGGAACUUCCAAACCCAAUGGGAAUGGCCUUCUAGCACCGGCGAAAUCUUCGAGGCCGCUUAAGAGAGCAAGUACCGAUAGUGACGGCCCACGACCGACUAAGAUUGUCAAACUCAAUACCUCAAAGAUCCCUAGAAAGGACUUAGAGAGGGUUGGCAAGAAACCGAAGUCCAAGAAAUUGGUUACGUUGAAGUUUAAGGGUUGGGACAAGAUACACAAGAGAAAGCACGAAACAUCUCAAGCUGCAUCGAUUCGGGCUACGCCUAAACACCGAAAAUAUGAGGACAAGGACAAGUCCAAAGGCCGUAGCCCACGUCCGUCUGUCAACCCAGGUACACCCACGACUAAGCAUUCGGAGUCCGCUCCAGCUGCGUCAUCUUCAAAUAUUCCACGUUCAUCGUCUCACAAGGCCGCCACCCCCACUGCCUCUUCUCAACCCCCUCCUCAAUCGUCACAGCCGAUCUCGGGCAGCAGUGGAAAGCCGAGAAAGCCCCUGCCGGAUAUGCGCAAGCCGCUUCCGUCAGCAGCACCGACUAGCAACCCCACACCAUUGGCAAAGCAGCAUCAAGCACCACCACCCGCGUCCUCUCCUACCACCACGGCGCCAAAGGCUCCAACCAAAUUAAAGAUCAAGCUAAAGCCUUCCGCAGGGUCGUCGAACUAGGGUAUGAAGACCAGGCGGACACUAUACGAAGAUAGAGAUUUGCUAUGAUGACGAAAACAGCUCUACUUUUUUCCCCACAUUGCGCUCACGUUUUGACCUGUCGAGAAUGAUUUUUGUUGUUUGAGUAUACGGCAGAUGGGGCGCAGCACAAUAUACCACAAGUGCCCUUCAUCCACGCGAAAAAUGGUUUAUAUGAUACCACACGCGCAUUUCUUCGAGGAUUCCCCUCCUCGAAAUUUCACUUUUCUCUAUUUCACUUUUUGCAUGGCAUGGCACGGCGUUAGGAAAAAAUUCGGGAAAGGGGAAUGGAAAGGAAAUGGAGGGAAUCGGAGGAUAUGAUAUGAUUGAUCCCCCAGGCCAAAAAUGCAUUACUUCUGCGGUUUUUUCCUCCUUUUGAUUUUCUUUCACGCCUUUUUAUUUUGUUUUCGCGGAGGCCGAAUGAUUUCAAAUUACUUGCGUUGAGGCAUUGCUCUAGCAGUGGACGAAGUAUUGCGCUGCGUCUGCGUUGAGUUACGUUAUGCACCUGCUCCCGUCCCAUGCAUCGGCUUCGGUCAUGAGCCGACAAGAAAGCAGGCGAGGGCGAAAGAGAAGGAAGAAUGAGAGCAAGGGACGGAAUAGGGGAGGUUUGUCAAUGGACUGGUUAAUCGGGGGAGGCGCGCUUGUGUAUAGUAUUAGUGAAGCCUCAGAACUGGCGUUAAUCACUUGCAAAUAACUUAAGUCUUCAAUGCUCUUUCAAA